UAGCGGUCAUUCCAGUAAUACAAGAGCUUUGGAACACCUCGCGUAGGAAACCAGAGCCAUAUGCUAACCCAAAACACGGGACAGUAAAGCGAUGAUUACUUCAAUAAAUGAAUUUCUAAGAAUCUGAAGACACUAACGAUCAAGCGCGUUUGAACGGAGCCACUCAUUCAACCGCUUUGUCAACGUGAAAUAGGUUGUCAACUCUCCGAAAGCAGCAAUGGACCACAGAGACACAGCCCCAGAUUCGUGGGAGCUAGAGGAAGAUGCCGAGGCCCCUACAACGGCUGCUGGUCUCUCGGCUGCUAUCGCCGCUCUGAACGUAAACGCGAAACCGUUUGUCCCCAACAUUAACGCUGCGGUGUUUGUGCCGAGCUUCUUCCAGAGUACCGCCGUUGAAAGUCCGCCAGUAUCAGAUGCUCCGUCUGAUCCUACUGGCAGUAUGGAGGUAGCAGGGACUAUCGCUCCAGUGGAGAAUGGGGGUACCGAGUCCGACAUGGUGACCGAAGAGGAGACCUGGGAGCAGAAGGAUGAACCGGAUGGUGGGGGAGGAGGUGAAGAAGAAGAAGGAGGCGAGAAGGAAGAGGAGGGUGCUGCCUGUGGCCAAGGAGGCCCCUCUGACGAGGAGGUCCAGCGGCUGGAGCUGGGGGAUGAGGAUGAGGAGGAUGACGACGAUGAGAUGAUGAUGGAGGAGGAAGAGGAGGAGCUACCCCUUCCCAAAGUGGCUCCUGCCCAGCCCAAUGCCCCCAAGAAGGAGCACGUCAAUGUGGUCUUCAUCGGUCAUGUCGAUGCUGGCAAAUCCACUAUUGGUGGACAGAUCAUGUAUUUGACCGGUAUGGUGGAGAAGAGGACUCUGGAGAAAUACGAACGAGAAGCAAAGGAGAAGAACAGAGAGACAUGGUACCUGUCCUGGGCUUUGGACACCAACCAGGAGGAGAGGGACAAGGGGAAGACGGUGGAGGUAGGCCGGGCGUACUUUGAGACAGAGAAGAAGCACUUCACCAUCCUGGACGCGCCGGGACAUAAGAGCUUUGUGCCCAACAUGAUCGGUGGGGCGUCGCAAGCGGACCUCGCAGUGCUGGUGAUCUCAGCCAGGAAGGGAGAGUUUGAGACGGGCUUCGAGAAGGGCGGGCAGACACGGGAACACGCCAUGCUGGCUAAGACAGCGGGCGUCAAACACCUGAUCGUCCUUGUCAACAAGAUGGACGACCCCACCGUCAAUUGGAGUCUUGAUAGGUAUGAAGAAUGCAAGGAGAAGUUGGUGCCAUUCCUCAAGAAGGUGGGCUUCAACCCCAAGAAGGACAUCUACUUCAUGCCCUGCUCAGGCCUCACGGGGUCCAACCUUAAGGAGCCCGUCCCAGAAUGCACCUGGUACACAGGGCUGCCAUUCAUCUCGCACCUGGACAGCCUGCCAAGCUUCACCCGGUCCAGCGACGGCCCCGUCAGACUCCCCAUUGUAGACAAGUACAAGGACAUGGGCACGGUGAUCCUCGGAAAGCUGGAGUCUGGCUCCAUCAGUAAAGCCCAGCAGCUGGUGAUGAUGCCGAACAGGCACACGGUGGAGGUGCUGAGCCUGCUGAGCGACGACGUGGAGACGGACGACGCCGACCCCGGGGAGAACCUCAAGCUGCGUCUGAAGGGCAUCGAGGAGGAGGAGAUCCUGCCCGGCUUCAUCCUCUGCAACGCUGAGAACCUCUGCCACUCCGGACGCACCUUCGACGCCCAGAUUGUCAUCAUUGAACACAAAUCAAUCAUAUGCCCCGGUUACAACGCAGUCCUGCACAUUCACACCUGCAUUGAAGAAGUUCAAAUCACAGCCUUAAUCUGUCUGGUGGACAAGAAGUCUGGGGAGAAGAGCCAGACCCGGCCCCGCUUUGUGAAGCAGGACCAGGUGUGCAUCGCCCGGCUCCGGGCGGCCGGCACCAUCUGCCUGGAGACCUUCAAGGACUUCCCUCAGAUGGGACGAUUCACGCUGCGUGAUGAAGGUAAAACCAUCGCUAUUGGCAAAGUGCUGAAGUUGGUUCCAGAUAAGGACUAAAGGAGCUCAAGCAGCAUUAUGCAUGGAGAUCUUCCACUGGGUUCAAACGUCAGGAGAGCGCUGCCAGAGCCAACCCGAAACAGCCCCUUCUGUCUCUACACACCACUAUGCUGCAGAAGAAAAGUGCCGCGAACGACGACGAUGAAGAAACACAAAACACAGGAGAGAACAGGGCAAUUGAAGAAAAGAAAACAAACAAAAAGAAAACAAACAAAAAGCAACGGACUGAAUCAGUUAUUACGACGAACGAUACGACUGAGUCCAGUGUGUCAGCUUUCUCAUAUUGAGAGCUAUGCUAUGCCACUAAUGUAGCUGUUACCCCUCCUGCCCCCCCCCCCCCCCCCCCCUGCCUACUUCUCUGGUCAACAUGCUGUUGGAAGGCUACGCCAUUUGUUUUGGAAUGGAUAUCAGUGCAGCGUAACUAAGUUCGGGAGAGAAUUAAAAGAAAAUCAUGCUGAUCGGCUUCAUAUCACAUUAUGGGCCCGAAAUACCCUCUGAAUAUGAUUUGCAAAUGGAUGAGGUCAUCCCCCUUUUUAAACGAUCUUGGUAAUUCACUGGGACAUUUUACUGUGGUUUUAAGGAUUGCUGUACCAAAAUUUUAAUUUGGUCUCCACAUAUUUCUGGAGGUGUUGAAUUUUCAUGUCAAGUGAAAUCAGAUUGACAGAGAAUGACCACACAACUAUGCGCUCCCGUAAUUGUCAAAUAAUUGAUCAAAAUAAAUACAAUUGAUGAAAGAAAAACGA
Messenger RNA from Gadus morhua (Atlantic cod), 2778 nucleotides. It is a transcript of the gene gspt1, whose product is annotated as G1 to S phase transition 1. Lineage: Eukaryota; Metazoa; Chordata; Actinopteri; Gadiformes; Gadidae. Bases 218 to 2035 code for a protein of 605 amino acids. Gene Ontology annotation, molecular function: GTPase activity; GTP binding. The record is from RefSeq and is a predicted model, not a curated record. The transcript has 14 exons.